AUGCAAGUGCAGUGCAGUCUGGUUGUGUUUUUACUCGGAGCUUGUCUCCUCAUCGAUCGAUGUGUUUUCGGCGAGAAUCAGGCGGAUAGAACGUGGAUACCUCAACUCAAGAAGCUGCGCAGGGAUUUACAAGAGUGCUAUCAGUCUGGGGUCACUCAGAGUCUGUGGUCAUGUUUCCGUUCGAGGAGUCUAAACAUGUUCGAGGGCAUUAUGACGUCUCCGGAGAUACCCAUUUACGAUGGAGUUCGCCUGGUGUCUGCUCUAGAUGUUGGCACUAAUUCUUCAAGUUUUGAGGAUGAACGCAAGGAUCUGAAGCACCUGACAUUCUUUGAUCAAUUGGCUGUGAGUCUGGCCAAGGGUUUGACCACUCACACACUUCAAGUGAACCUUGGAAAACUCACAGAGCGAUAUCUAAGCAGUGAAACUUCCACUGCCGAUCAAGUGGGUAGUGCUCGGGUGAGGAGACAUCGCUAUAAUAUGAUUAUUACCAUGAUGUUUGGUGUCACCGCUUUGGGAGCCAUCUUGGUGCCCAUGGGCUUUCAGAUGUUGUCAAUUGUGAGUGGAAAGGCAUUAUUGUUGGCCAAGAUGGCACUGCUAUUAGCCUCGAUUAAUGGAUUAAAGAGGGUUGCUAAUAGUGGACUUCACUAUGGACUCUACCAUAUGCCAGGGGAGCAUUUGGGAGGCUACUAUGAUCGAGGGGAUGUGAAUCAUCCCAGGAAUGUACCCAUUCCCGUGGCUGUGGCCCCAUCCUUGGAUAUGGGAUUGUAA
Messenger RNA from Drosophila serrata, 768 nucleotides. It is a transcript of the gene Osi23, whose product is annotated as DUF1676 domain-containing protein Osi23. Gene Ontology annotation, cellular component: membrane. The record is from RefSeq and is a predicted model, not a curated record. Lineage: Eukaryota; Metazoa; Arthropoda; Insecta; Diptera; Drosophilidae.